GCCCGCGGCGAUCCCGCUCCGCUCCCGGUACCGAACGCGGGGAUCCCGCUCCGCCGCGGUACCGACUCUUGGCCCCGGGGGUCCGGGCCAUGCCGGGGUCCCGGUGCCCGCUGCCGGUGCUGCGCUGGCUCCCGCGGUACUCGCGGGCCUGGCUGCCGCUGGACGUGCUGGCCGGGCUGGCCGUGGGACUGACCGCCGUGCCCCAGGCGCUGGCCUACGCCGAGCUGGCCGGGCUGCCGCUGCAGUACGGCCUCUAUUCCUCCUUCAUGGGCUGCUUCGUGUACUGCCUCCUGGGCACGGCCAAGGACGUGACGCUGGGUCCCACGGCCAUCAUGUCCCUGCUGGUCUCCUCGUACGCCUCCCACCAGCCCGGCUAUGCCGUCCUGCUCGCCUUCCUCUCCGGCUGCAUCCAGCUGGCCAUGGGGCUCCUGCGCCUCGGAUUCCUUCUGGAUUUCAUUUCCUGCCCGGUCAUUAAGGGGUUUACAUCAGCUGCUUCCAUCACCAUCAGCUUCAACCAGGUCAAGAACAUCCUGGGGCUGCAGGGCAUCCCGAGGCAGUUCUUCCUGCAGCUCUACGAGACACUGAGGAGGAUUGGGGAGACCAGGUCAGCACCCCCUGCCCUGCUCCCCAUCCCUGGGGUGACAGCUGGGGCUGAUUUCUCGGCUGUGACACAAACCCCCUGCCCUGGCCUCUGUGGAGCUCUCAGGGCGUGUUUGGGGUGGCACUGCUGUGCCUCUUGCAGGGCUGGGGACGCUGUGCUGGGGCUGAGCUGCCUGGCAGCGCUGGCAGGGCUGCGGGCCAUGAAGAGCCACCUGCCCCAGGCUGUCCCCACAGCACCACUGGCUGUCAGGAUCAGCCAUCUGAUUGUGUGGAUCUGUGCCACAGCACGAAACGCCCUCGUGGUCCUGUCUGCUGGCCUGGUGGCUUACUCCUUCCAGGUGAUGGGCUGCCAGCCCUUCAGGCUCACGGGCAGCAUCCCCCAGGGCCUGCCACCCUUCCAACCACCGUGCUUCUCCCUGGCACUGCCCAACGGCACCGUCCCCUUCGCCAGCAUGGUGCAGGACAUGGGGGUCGGGCUGGCCGUGGUGCCGCUCAUGGGGCUGCUGGAGAGCGUCGCCAUCGCCAAGGCUUUUGCCUCACAGAAUGGCUACAGGAUUGACCCCAACCAGGAGCUGCUGGCUCUGGGUGUUGCCAAUGUCCUGGGCUCCUUUGUCUCCUCGUACCCCAUCACGGGCAGCUUUGGCCGGACAGCAGUGAAUGCUCAGUCAGGGGUCUGCACCCCCGCGGGAGGGCUCGUCACAGGUGCCCUGGUCCUGCUGUCCCUGGCAUACCUGACCUCUCUGUUCUAUUACAUCCCCAAAGCAGCGCUGGCUGCUGUCAUCAUCUCAGCCGUGGUGCCCAUGUUCGACGCUGGCAUCUUCCGGACGCUCUGGCGGGUUCAGAGGCUGGACCUUGUGCCCCUCUGUGUGACCUUCCUGCUCUGCUUCUGGGAGGUGCAGUAUGGAAUCGUGGCUGGGGUGCUGGUUUCUGGGCUUCUCCUGCUCUACUCCAUUGCCAGGCCCCCAAUAAAGGUGUCAGAGGGGGCCGUGCUGCUGGUGCAGCCGGGGAGCAGCCUGCACUUCCCAGCCGUGGAGCACCUGAGGGCCUCGGUGUGCAGCCGUGCUCUGGCAGCAUCUCCAGCUCGCUCGGUGCUGCUGGACUGCAGCCACGUCAGCAGCAUCGAUUACACGGCGCUGCUGGGGCUGGCAGAGCUGCUGCAGGAGCUGCACAGGCACGGCCUCUCGCUGGCCUUCUGUGGCCUGCAGGACCCCGUUCUCCAAGUCCUCCUGUCUGCAGACUUAGAAGGGUUCCAGCAUUUCCCCAGCAGGGAGGAGGCAGGGGAGGCUCUGGCUGCUCUCCCAGGGUGGGGUGAGUGUGGCUCUGGAGGACACCUGUGGGGAUCUGACCUGCCCAGCUGCAGAGCAGCACAGUGGGGGCUGCAGGGGCUCCAGGGGGGGUGAGCUGGAGCCCCUCCCAAGAACUGGGUCUCCCCAGCCUUGGGGAUUCAUGGUGAGCUCUGGUGGUUCAACCCAGCAGCAGCUCAGCACCAUGGAGCCCUUCACUGCCCAUGCAGAGGGGUGGGACAGAAGUAGAGAAAAGGUAAAAACUCUUGGGCUGAGAUGAAGGCACUUAAACAGGACAGAAAGGCAAAAUGACAAUAACCAUAAAGGAAUAUCCAGACCAAGAGAUGCACAGGGUGCUGGCUCACCACCCUCUGAGCCAUGCCCAGCCAGCCCCUGAGCAGUGCCCCUCACCCCUCGGCCAGAUCCCCCCAGUGUCUCCUUCAGCACCAUGCCCCGUGCUCUGCAUCAUCCCUCUGGGCUCUGGGGCAGCUCUCCUGGCUCUGCCCCUCCCAGCUCCUCCCUGCCCGGCCAGCCUGGGAGCCUGAGUCCUUGGUUUAGUGUAAGCACUGCUCAGCAGCAGCUGAGCCAUCGGGCUGUUAUCAACAGGAGCCUCAUCCUGAACCCAAACACAGCUCUGAAACAGCUCCUGGGAAAAUUCCCUCUGUGCCAGGACUGAGCCCUGCCCUGACUCUGCCUCCCCUCUCCUGUCCCAGAGCGGUGCAGGGAGCUGGGGGGCAGCAGGGCAGAGCCCCCCACCAGCACUGCCGAGAGCACCGGGCUCAUCCAGUGACACCGGGUUGGGCUGAACGUCCUGUGCCACCCCAGUGACACCAGCACCUCCCUGGGAGCCACCUGUCCCUCCUGGGCACGGGCAUGGACUGUCCCCAUGUCCCACGGCGAGAUGGACAGAGCAGCAGCAGCCCAGCCCCACACGGGCUGUGGGACAAAACUGUUCCCUGUCACAGUGACCAGUGCAAAGCCAACCUUCCUCCACGGAGCUGCUGACACUUUUUAAAUGAUUGUUUUAAUUCUGAACCUUUUCUACGUUCUGGGCUGCUCCAGUGGUGACACAGGGGGAGCUCUCAAAGCUGUUUCAGGGCUGCUGUGCUGCCCUCCAAGCGGCCACGGGGCUCAGCCUCCAGCUCUGGGAGAGGGAAGACAUCUGGGAUUGUUCUCCUUACUGAUUUUUAUCCUUACUUACCUUUUUUAAUCCUUCUCUUGUAUGUGCGGUGUUGUGCCAAGCACUACCCUGGGUCAGGGCUGGGCUCACCCUGGGGUGCAGCUCCUGGCCUGGGCCCUGCCGAGGGGACAGGCACGGUGACACCGAGCUGUGCCAUGGGGACAGCACCUGGUGGGGCUGGGCAGGGUCGGGAAUUCAG
Messenger RNA from Camarhynchus parvulus, 3262 nucleotides. It is a transcript of the gene SLC26A11, whose product is annotated as solute carrier family 26 member 11. Bases 90 to 2000 code for a protein of 636 amino acids. NCBI's taxonomy places the organism in Eukaryota, Metazoa, Chordata, Aves, Passeriformes, Thraupidae. Gene Ontology annotation, biological process: transmembrane transport. The record is from RefSeq and is a predicted model, not a curated record. Gene Ontology annotation, cellular component: membrane. The transcript is spliced from 14 exons. Gene Ontology annotation, molecular function: sulfate transmembrane transporter activity.